CUAAACAAUAGAGCUAGGAGCCCACUGCAUCCACCGCGCACGCGCCCUCCUCCCCACCCGAGGCUGACUAAUCGAGCGUGGAGCUGACCCCACCCACACUGGAUGCAACUGCUGUAUCUGCCCCGGGAGUGAGGGAAAAUGACUGAGAAGAUCUCGAAGAGUGUGAAGAUCGCCCCAGGAGCAGUCGUGUGUGUGGAGAGUGAGAUCAGGGGAGAUGUCACCAUUGGCCCUCGGACAGUGAUUCACCCCAAGGCCCGGAUCAUUGCAGAAGCUGGCCCCAUAGUGAUUGGGGAGGGCAACCUCAUUGAGGAGCAGGCCCUGAUCCUCAAUGGUUACCCUGAAAACAUCAUUCCUGAUUCGGAGGAUGUGGAGCCCAAGCCCAUGAUCAUCGGCACCAACAACGUGUUUGAAGUUGGCUGCUACUCUGAAGCCAUGAAGAUGGGAGACAACAACGUCAUCGAAUCCAAAGCCCACGUCGGCAGAAACGUGAUCCUGACGAGCGGCUGCAUCAUCGGGGCCUGCUGCAACCUGAACACCUUUGAAGUGAUCCCCGAGAACACCGUCAUCUACGGGGCCGACUGCCUUCGCCGGGUCCAGACGGAGAGACCGCAGCCUCAGACCCUCCAGCUGGAUUUCCUGAUGAAGAUUUUGCCCAACUACCACCACCUGAAGAAGACCACCAAGGGGGUCGCGGCCCCCGCCAAGAGCUGAGCCAGGGGCGGCCUCCUGAGCCUGCUGCUCUUCAGACCGACUCUCCCUCCCUGGCGUUUCCUCAUGCACGUCGGCAUGGCCGUGACAGCAGCUGUCUUGUCGUAGGUAACUCGUGCGUGUGUCCUUAGAAGUCGAGUCGCAGAGGCCUGGAAGGACCCAGGCCUCCGGCGUCACUGGUGUCAGACAGGAGCGGGCACCUGCUGCCUCUGGGAGGGGCCUUGAGAUCCCUUCUGUGCCCGCGUCUCUGCUCCUCCUCCCAUGGUCCCGUGCUCCCUUCUUGUAACAAGCUCCUAAAUAAAGACAGUUACACCAAC
Dromiciops gliroides (monito del monte) is the source of this 1025-nucleotide messenger RNA. RefSeq names its product dynactin subunit 6 (gene DCTN6). Gene Ontology annotation, biological process: mitotic spindle organization. Bases 139 to 711 code for a protein of 190 amino acids. NCBI's taxonomy places the organism in Eukaryota, Metazoa, Chordata, Mammalia, Microbiotheria, Microbiotheriidae. The transcript is spliced from 7 exons. The record is from RefSeq and is a predicted model, not a curated record. Gene Ontology annotation, molecular function: dynein complex binding. Gene Ontology annotation, cellular component: dynactin complex.